GUUUUCUCUUUGCAGGAGCCCAUGCUCAACACCCCCGCGGGAGCCUGGCCAGGAUCACUACUGAAGCCUGAGCCUGUCUCUGCUAGAAAUGGACGUUCCCAAGGCGCCCUCUGGUGGAUUUGGGGCUGGCCAUCUGUGAAUUCCAAGUGAUGUCCAACGUCCUCACGCCGAGCCCCAGGCCCUUGCCUGGGAACGGGACUCUGUACGAACAUUAUAGCUAUGUGGGCAAGCUGGCCGGCAGGCUGAAGGAUGCCCCCGAGGGCCGCACCCUCACCACUGUGCUGUUCUUGGUCAUCUGCAGCUUCAUUGUCCUGGAGAACCUCAUGGUUCUGAUUGCCAUCUGGAAAAACAACAAAUUUCACAACCGCAUGUACUUUUUCAUCGGCAACCUGGCUCUUUGUGACCUGCUGGCCGGCAUCGCCUACACGGUCAACAUUCUGAUGUCGGGCAAGAAGACGCUGAGCCUCUCCCCCACGGUGUGGUUCCUGAGGGAAGGCAGCAUGUUCGUGGCCCUCGGGGCGUCCACCUGCAGCUUGCUGGCCAUCGCCAUCGAGCGCCACCUGACCAUGAUCAAGAUGAGGCCCUACGACGCCAACAAGAAGCACCGUGUCUUCCUCCUGAUCGGGAUGUGCUGGCUCAUCGCAUUCUCGCUGGGCGCCUUACCCAUCCUGGGCUGGAACUGCCUGCAAAACCUCCCCGACUGCUCCACCAUCCUGCCCCUCUAUUCCAAGAAGUACAUCGCGUUCUGCAUUAGCAUCUUCACCGCCAUCCUGGCGACCAUCGUGAUCCUGUACGCCCGCAUCUACUGCCUGGUGAAGUCCAGCAGCCGCAGGGUGGCCAGCCCCAACAACUCGGAGCGGUCCAUGGCGCUGCUGCGAACCGUGGUGAUCGUGGUGAGCGUGUUCAUCGCCUGCUGGUCCCCACUCUUCAUUCUCUUCCUCGCCGACGUGGCCUGCAGAGUGAAGGAGUGCGCAGUCCUGUUCAGGGACAAGUGGUUCAUCGUGCUGGCGGUGCUCAACUCCGCCAUGAACCCCGUCAUCUACACGCUGGCCAGCAAGGAGAUGCGGCGCGCCUUCUUCCGCCUGGUCUGCAACUGCCUGGUCAGGGCCCAGGGCGCCCGCUCCUUGCCCAUCCAGCUCGCUCUUGAUCCGAGCAAGAGCAAGUCCAGCGUCAGCAACAACAGCAGCCCCUCCCCGAAGAGCAAGGAAGACGUGCCCCGAGCGGUGAGCUCACCCUGCAUCACUGACAGAAACAAGACCCUGCACAACGGGACCCUCUGCAAGUGAGGGCCAGCCUCGAGGAGCAGGGUCCGACAUCUCUAUGGGAGGAGCACCCGGCCCUGUGACCACAACCUCAUUUACCGUGGGCAUCACCGGGGCUUUGCCAGAGCUGAGACUCGAGAAAUCUGUUCUGCCAUCGGCCUGCCGAGUGUGGUGUCUCUUAAGGCUGGGACUCAAGGACUCCCCAACCCAUUUCAGUGUAGACAGUGUUUCUUGUCCGUUUCAGGCUCCAAGCCUUCCAAAUGUCCCAAGCUGCUGCGGUCAGUGCAGCUCCCAGGUGACCUCCCCUGAGUCCCACCGUCGCUUACACGGUGCAGGACGCCGGGGUUUCAGGUGUCUGCUCUGGGCACGUGCAGGAGCCGCAGCACCCAGCGCAGCUCACGGGCAGCAGGAGCGCGUCCUGACCAAACCCCCAGCUAUCAGGACAUGACCGGGAACAAGGCGACACCAGUCCCAGUCUCAGGCAGACGUGAAGUCUGGAGCAGAGCAGGUUCUGAAUGCCAACAUUCUCAAAAAGGCCGUGUCAAGGCUGGUCCCAGAGUAUGGGUCCGACUCUCACAGUCCUGAGACAUGCAGAUCAGUGUCUGGAGGAUCCUGGUGAGAACAACCAAGUUCUGUGGGUACAGGACCCCGAGGACCUGUUGGGUGUCUCUGCACAGUUUUAAGGACACCCGGAGCCAAAUUAGCCAAAUUACAUGAUUAUUCACGAGUUUCCCCAAAUCAUGGAAAAGUUGUCCAAGGUCUUCCAGGAUCUUGAGCCCCGGACCAACUAAGAAAUGAACCCACUCGGGAGAAGCAAGGACAGACCCCUGGCCAGGCUCAUCUUUCCAAGUUGCCGGAAGCAGCCACCUGUUCAAUGGAAAAUUCCUGCUGAGUUAGGACAGGUUUACAAGACGGCGCUUAGCCCCUGUGUUCAGUUCCAUUCUGCCCCAGGAAAGCACAAGUCUAACCCCGGUGUUGUCACAGCCGAGGAGCUGGGCCAGCCGCAGUGGCAUGACCACCGGGAAGCCGACCUGGCAGGCACUGUCCGAGCAGCUUCAUUGUCAGGACAGGGAACGUGAGCUGGUGGCUUGUGCUCCCUUCAAAGAUGUACCGUCGUAACCGGAUUUUCAGCAUAGGCCGGCCCUGUGUCUGCCUCAUCAGGGGUCACGCGCGGGCGCGGGCGGCUUCCCCGAGGAUUCUGUCUGCGGGCCGGCGGAGAGAAACCCGCCACGCAGCUCUCGCAGCACAUGGCUGACGCGUGGAGCUCUGUGUAAAAACAAAGCAACCAACCUUCAAAAGGAUUCUGACUCGGGGAAGCCUCCCACGAGCGCCCCUGAAGUUCUUAGGUCCAGUGAGAAUGUUACCUGAGUAAAGACUAGAGUAGUGUUAAUGCAGUAACUUUUCUGCAAAGAAACUGACCCCUGUUUUAGCUGAUGCCAGCUCCUGUCACUAAGGGACAUUCCCGUGGGUCCUGGGGCAUCUCCAUGCACUGACCAGAGACUUUGUUCAUUGUUAUUACUGAUGACAUAAAUCCUUUUUGUAAGGAGAGACUCAUCAGUGGCAAUUUUUGCCACCUUCUUUAUGUCACUUAAAAGGAGCAUCUUUUCCGCACAACCUGAGAAAACCCAGGGCAUUUCUAGCAAGUUAAGCAUUAUGGUACUGGGUGAAGAAAAUGCACCAGAGCGCCGAAUGUCAGGUUUUACAUUUCACUUAGUCGUGACAUGACUUCAGAACUUUCUGUCAUAGCUCCAAGUUGCUUUGGGGGCCCAGAUCUCGGGGACUAAUAUUAAUGACACUUGGCACUGUAGCCACAACUUCCCUUUGAAAUAACACAAAGUGUUCAAGCAACUGAAUGAAAAAUACUCAAAAAAGUAAUUGUGCUCAUAUGAUAUGUGCAAAAAAUUAUCAACUUUAACGCAACGCGGGCACCCCUAGCUGUGCAGCUGGGGACGUAGAAGCUGACAGUUUCAGAGCCACGGGGAGACCUCCCACUAGGCCUCAUUCGAGACCGAGGCCAGCAUUCGGCAUAACUAGUGUGAUGGCAGCCGGAGGAAUCUCCCCAGCACAGCCGGGCACCAAGCCUGUACCACCUCGGAUUCUGCCCACGGCCAGUCAGUUCACAGGAGGCCCCUCGGGCACGCGUGUGCCCAGAGCCGCUUUCACCCCACACCCUGGGCCAGCAGGCAGCGCUUGGUUGUGUUGGGUUUGGAGAAGCUCCUGGAGAAGCCUGAGAGGACCUGCUUUCUGGGGAAGGUUUCAGAUUCCUUCCCCUCUUUUGAGGCAACACAAGAUCCACUCUCCAAAUGAGAGGCUUUUCAUGAUUUUCUUUAUUGGCCACAGUUACAAGGACAAUCAUUUAAACAACGGACGGUGUAGAAAACAGCUGUUAUCUCAACCCCGACCCAUGGUUCUUCUGAGCUGGCAGAGAGCUUUUCACGGAAUGUAACAAGGUGUAUUUUAUAGAAAACUUCUAAGUUACAAGUCCAUGCUUUUAAGUUGUCUCUGGGAGCGCAAACCCUCGAUCCAGUGUUUGAGUA
Messenger RNA from Miniopterus natalensis, 3799 nucleotides. Lineage: Eukaryota; Metazoa; Chordata; Mammalia; Chiroptera; Miniopteridae. The record is from RefSeq and is a predicted model, not a curated record.